This is a messenger RNA of Cannabis sativa, 1400 nucleotides long. RefSeq names its product transcription factor DUO1. The transcript is spliced from 3 exons. The record is from RefSeq and is a predicted model, not a curated record. NCBI's taxonomy places the organism in Eukaryota, Viridiplantae, Streptophyta, Magnoliopsida, Rosales, Cannabaceae. The coding region runs from base 292 to 1230 and encodes 312 amino acids.
AAAACGUGGAGGGCAUUUUUGUAAUUGACUGUACAUUUUUAUAAAUUAGAGAAAAAAGUGGAAUUGUGGGCAUUAUAGUGGGAGUAGUGACCAUAACCGCUCUCAACCGUCACUACUAAUAAGAAAAUCGUAGUAACAUUUCAGAUAUUGAGUUUCGAGUUUCAGAACAUUCUAAAGACAAAAACUAAAAACAGGAAACACAGCGAAAACUUUUGUAGAGGGCCGGUGAGUUGGUCCGAAGUGUUGAGAGAAUGCCUGUACUUAGUUGAAGUGUGAGAAAAGAGUGAAAAAAUGGUAGGGAACAGAGAAGAAGGCAUAAGGAAAGGGCCUUGGAAAGCUGAGGAAGACGAGGUACUAAUUAACCAUGUGAAUAAGUAUGGCCCCAGAGACUGGAGCUCCAUUCGAUCCAAAGGCCUUCUUCAGAGAACUGGCAAGUCUUGCCGUCUCCGUUGGGUCAAUAAGCUUAGACCCAAUUUGAAAAAUGGGUGCAAGUUUUCAUUGGAGGAGGAGAGGGUGGUGAUAGAGUUACAGGCACAAUUUGGGAACAAAUGGGCUAGAAUAGCAACCUAUUUGCCCGGAAGAACUGAUAAUGAUGUCAAGAACUUUUGGAGUAGCAGGCAGAAAAGGCAGGCAAGGAUUUUGCAAACACCUCCAACUCCCUCCAAAUCACAGAAAAAACAGGUGGAAGUUUCUCGUGAUCACGAGGCUCCCAGUUUUGAGGCUCGAAAUAUAUCUCUUUCAUCAGAAGGAGAAUCAUCAUCAACAUUCUUGCAAAGCUUAUCAUCGGGCAUUCAGAAUUCAGAGACGAUCAAAAUGUUGCCGCUACCAGAUCUAGUCAAUCCUUCUAGAAUGUUUAAUUUUGAUCAAGAUAUUACAAAUCAUGCAGAGUUUAGCACUACUGAGAAUAAUCUCUGCAUUGGCUCACAACAAUUAAUCCCUUUUCCUCCGGCAUUACAGGCCCAGAGAGAACUCAAAUUUUCAUCAGAAGGCCAAGAUCAUUUGCCCAUAUUCACCGACCCUUAUAUCGACAUGUUCAGCUCUAUGGAUUCUUCUAAACUUGGAAAUGUUGCGGAAUUUUCUUUUGGACAACCGUUUCUUGAACCACUAGAAACUAUUAGAACUGGUGUUGCAAGAGAGAAAAUUGACUUGGAGCCUGACUGCUUCUUUGAUGACUUCCCUAUAGACGUGUUUGAUCAAAUUGAGUUGCUUCCCAAAUCAUCACAGCAGUGAUUUACAGUGACAUUAACAUGAAAUUCUUAAAAGCUUCUAUUAGCCUUUUUACCACUUACCUAGAAUUUUACAAGAACCUUCUGAUCUGGCAGUAUUCUUUAUAUAAGGAAAGACUUCUGUUAACUCCUAUAUGAUGACUUAUUAAUUGGUCGGUGUGCUUUAUAUAUAUA